AUGAGUGAUAAAGAGGUAGUUACCGCCCGAACCCUGGCCCCAGGGGGGCCCGGGGGUGAGUGGAGUCCAGACGUGGUGGUUGGGAUAGAUUUCGGGAUGACCUAUACGGGAGUUGCUUAUUCCUGUGCGCCAGAAUGGACUCCUCCGAAGACUAUCCAGCGUUGGCCGGGAAAGCUACCCGGCGAGCUGGCGAACAAAGUGCCUACCUGCCUCGAAUAUGGUUUGGAGUCGAAGACCGUUCAGAAUUGGGGGUUUAAAUGUGACCCCGAGGACAACGUAUCGGAUAUCAAGGAAUUUUUUAAGCUCCAUCUUGCGCCUCAGUAUCGGGACGAGUAUCUAGGGGGUCCUAGUCGACAGGAGGCUCAGCGCUGGUUCCAAGACUACAUCCAAUGCAUCUAUCAGCAUGUGGUGUCUCAUUUUAGCAGCACCAUCCCGCAGUUUGCGUCGCGGAGAGUCGAAUUCCUUUUCAGUGUCCCGACGACUUGGAAGGAUGUACGAAUGAUUGAAGAAACCCGCAGUCUCCUCGAGCACGCAAUCCAUGCGAAAACACCCAACCAUCGCGCUUUUAUUGGUCUCACCGAAGCGGAGGCAGCAGCGGUAUAUGCGGGUAAUGAACACUACCAGGCCGAUGAUACAAUACUCGUCUGUGACUCUGGCGGAGGAACCACGGACGUAAAUGCUCUCAAACUCAUUUCCUCUAGGGGUGAGCCAACUAGGCUCGAGCAAUUGGGCCAUGUUGAAGGACAACCAAUUGGUUCAGUAUUUAUCGAUAGAAAAAUCCACCAGCUGAUCUGUGAGAGAUUGGAGAAAGUUCAAAAUCACUUACGUCUUUCCCCAAGUGAUGCAGCAUGGCGAAUGACCUCCGGCCGCUUCCAACGACUUAAAUGCGCAUUUGGCACAGAGGCUACAUCGACACCAUGGCUGAAGCUCGACGUACCAUCAUUGUUAACCGAGUCAGACUUUCCAGAAGCCGAGAUCUAUGACGGCCAAAUGCGUAUUGCAUGGGAACAUGUCAAGAAUUGCUUUGAUUUGAAGAUAGCCGAGAUUUGCAGCCUUUUGGAUGGGCACAUUUGCCAGAUGUAUGCUCGAUACCCGAAGGACCAAAUAAACUACCUUAUUCUUUCCGGGGGGUUUGGGAGCUCGCCAUACGUGAGGCAGUGUCUUGUAGAAAGAUUUACCAGCCUAGAUACCACGAAGCAUCCAAACGCUGAAAGAAUGCAGGUUCUUCUAGCAGAUGAGCCACAACUCGUAGUGGUCCAUGGGUUAGUUCUGGAUCGAAUCCAACAGAUCAGAUACGGAGUUGUGACGUUCGGGUCCCGAUGCUCCCCCGUGAGUUAUGGGAUUAUUUGCGACCAGAUUUAUGAUCCAGAGAAACAUAUAGGAGAGUCAGUGCGGCUCGACUCCAGGGACAAACAGAUGUAUGCAGUUGACCAAGUCGAUUGGCUUGUUAUUCAGGGCCACCCUAUUCCAAACACCGGAUUUACAAAAGAAUUUCAAUACAAGGCCGACCCCGGGCGCGAGAGUGAGCCACAGAAGGUGCACGUUGUCAUGUCAAUUCUCCCUCCCGACAAGCUCCCUAAGAGCAUGAGACAAAAGGGCGUUCAGCUAGUCUGUAGUCUUGAUAUUUUAACCGAGGACGUCGAGAAGAAGCUGAAAAAUCGCCACUGGUACAGCAUCAAGCCCGCUUUCUGGAGGACCAUAUUUGAUGUGAAGGUGGUAGUUGGGCCCGCUGACCUAACAUUCCAGUUAUGGUCCAAGGACAGGCGAAUUCGAGGUGGCAAGCAUGAACCAAUUGCGGUGAAAUGGAUGCCUGCGAAGGCAUUAGACGAAGAAGCUCCCUGA
Messenger RNA from Aspergillus tanneri, 1842 nucleotides. Its product is annotated as Hsp70 family protein. The record is from RefSeq and is a predicted model, not a curated record. Bases 1 to 1842 code for a protein of 613 amino acids. The transcript has 9 exons. Lineage: Eukaryota; Fungi; Ascomycota; Eurotiomycetes; Eurotiales; Aspergillaceae.